CCUUAUGAAUGUAACAUGUGUGGAAAGUCUUUCGCCAAGAAAGCAUACCUUACUGUCCACCAGAGAACACAUACUAGAGAGAAACCUUAUGAAUGUAACCUGUAUGGAAAAUGUUUCACCGAGAAAUCAAAGCUUACUAGCCACCAGAGAACACACACAAAAGUGAAAGCUUUUGAAUGUAACAUUUGCGGAAAGUCUUUCACCUGCAAGGCAUAUCUUACUAGAUACCAGAGAACACACACACGAGAGAAAAUUUAUGAAUAUAACUUGUGUGGAAAGUCCUUCACCUGGAAGUCAAAUCUCACUGUCCAUCAGAUAACACAGACAGGAAAGAAACCUUAUGAAUGUCACGUGUGUGGAACGUCUUUCUUCCCAAAAUCAAAGCUUACUGUUCACCAGAGAAUACACACAAAAGAGAAUCAUUUUGAAUGUAACAUUUGUGGAAAGUCUUUCACCUGCAAGACAUAUCUCCUUAACCACCAGAGAACACACACAGGAGAGAACCCUCAUAAAUGUAAUGUGUGUGGAAAGUCUUUCGCCAAAAAGGCAAACCUUUCUGCCCACCAGAGAACACAUACUAGGGAGAAACCUUAUGAAUGUAACGCGUGUGGAAUGUCCUUCAUCUGGAAGUCAAGUCUCACUGUCCAUCAGAUAACACACACAGGAAAGAAACCUUUUGAAUGUAACUUGUGUGGAAAGUCUUUUACCUGGAAGUCAAACCUCACUGUCCACCAGAGAAUACACACAGGAGAGAAACCUUAUGAAUGUAAGGUGUGUGGAAAGUCUUUCGCUAAGAAGGAAUACCUUACUGUCCACCAGAGAACACAUACUAGAGAGAAACCUUAUGAAUGUAAUGUGUGUGGAAAGUCUUUCACCCAGAAAUCAAAGCUUACUGUCCACCAGAGAACACAUAGUAGAGAGAAACCUUAUGAAUGUAAUGUGUGUGGAAAGUCUUUCACCCAGAAAUCAAAGCUUACUAUCCACCAGAGAACACACACCAAAGAGAAACCUUUUGAAUGUAACAUUUGUGGAAAAUCUUUCACAUGCAAGGGAUAUCUUACUAUCCACCAGAGAACACAUACUAGAGAGAAACCUUAUGAAUGUAAUAUGUGUGGAAAGUCUUUCGCCCAGAAAUCAAAGCUUACUAGCCAUCAGAGACACACUGGAGAGAAACUGCAUGAAUGUAACAUGUGUGGAAAGUCUUUCACCAAGAAGUCAUACCUUACUGGCCACCAGACAACACGCUCAAGAGAGAAACCUUAUGAAUGUAACAUGUGUGCAAAGUCUAUCACCUGGAAGUCAAACCUCACUGUCCAUCAGAAAAGACACACAGGAAAGAAACCUUAUGAAUGUCAUAUGUGUGAAAAAAAUUUUAUGUAUAAGACACACCCUGUUGUCCCUCAGAGAACACACACAGGAGAGAAACCUUAUGAAUGUAACAUGUGUCAAAAGUCUUUCACCCAGAAAUCAAUGCUAACUGUCCACCAGAGAACACACACAAAAGAGAAACCUUUUGAAUGUAACAUUUGUGGAAAGUCUUUCAUCUGCAAGGCAUAUCUUACUAGACACCAGAGAACACACACAGGAGAGAAACCUCAUGAAUGUAACAUGUGUGAAAAGUCUUUCGCCAAAAAGACAAACCUUACUGCCCACCAGAGAACACAUACUGGAGAGAAACCUUAUGAAUGUAACAUGUGUGGAAAAUGUUUCACCCAGAAAUCAAAGCUUACUGGCCACCAAAGAACGCAUACAGGAGAGAAACCUCAUGAAUGUAACGUGUGUGGAAAGUCUUUCACUUGGAAGUCAUGCCUUACUGGCCACCAGAGAAUACACACAAGAGAGAAACCUUAUGAAUGUAACACAUGUGGAAAAUGUUUCACCCAGAAAUCAAAGCUUACUAGCCACCAGAAAACGCACACAGGAGAGAAACCUCAUGAAUGUAACAUGUGUGGAAAGUCUUUCACCUGGAAGUCAUGCCUUACUUGCCACCAGAGAACACACACAAGAGAGAAACCUUAUGAAUGUAACAUGUGUGGAAAGUCUUUCACCUGGAAGUCAAGCCUCACUGUCCAUCAGAAAACACACACUGAGCUCAAAGUUUACAAAUGUAAACAGUGUGAAAAGUCUUUCACUGAGAAGAAACACCCUGUUGUCCCUCAGAGAACACACACAGGAGAGAAACUUUAUGAAUGUAACAUGUGUCAAAAGUCUUUCACCCAUAAAUCAAAGCUUACUCUCCAUCAGAGAACACAUACUAGAGAGAAAUCUUAUGAAUGUAACCUUUGUGGAAAGUCUUUCAUCCAUAAAUCAAAGCUUACUGUUCACCAGAGAAUACACACAAAAGAGAAACCUUUUGAAUGUAACAUUUGUGGAAAAUCUUUCUCCUGGAAGGCAUAUGCUACUAGACACCAGAGAACACAGACAGAAGAGAAACCUUAUGAAUGUAACAACUGUGGAAAGUCUUUCCCCUGGAAGACACACCUUACUCGCCACCAGAGAACACACACAAAAGAAAAACCUUUUGAAUGUAACAUUUGUGGAAAGUCUUCCUCCUGGACGGCAUAUCUUACUCUCCACCAGAGAACACACACAGGAGAGAAACCUUAUGAAUGUAACAACUGUGGAAAGUCUUUCACCAAGAAAUCAAACCUUACUCGCCACCAGAGAACACAUACUAGAGAGACAUCUUAUGAAUGUAAUGUGUGAUGAAAGUCUUUCACCGAGAAAUCAAAGCUUACUCGCCACCAGAGGAGACACACAAAACAGAAACCUUUUGAAUGUAACAUUUGUGAAAAGUCUUUCUCCUGCAAGGCAUAUCUUACUCUGCACCAGAGAACACACACAGGAGAGAAACCUUAUGAAUGUAAGAUGUGUGGAAAUUCUUUCAUCAAGAAAUCAAAUCUUAAUGUCCACCAGAGAACACACACCAGAGAGAAACAUUAUGAAUGUAACUUGUGUAGAAAGUCUUUCACCCAUAAAAGAAACCUUACUGUGAACCAGAAAACACACACAUUAGAGAGACCUUAUGAAUGUAACAUGUGUGGAAAGUCCUUCUCUUGGAAGUCAAGCAUCAAUGUCCAUCGGAUAAUACACACAGGAAAGAACCUUAUGAAUGUCAUAUUUGGGAAAGAUUUUCAGCCAGAAGCUACAACUUUCUAUCCACCAGAGAGCACACACAGGAGAGAAAUUUAUGAUUGCCUGGAGAAUCCUGUGGUUGUGAUGAUCCACCCCCAUGUAGGGCAUGUGGAUUAUGGAGAGCCUGUGGAUUUCACAUCCACAGUUGUACUGGUGGAAGUCUCCCAGUAUGCACUGCAUAACUGGGCUCAAGGAGUGACGUGA
This is a messenger RNA of Dipodomys spectabilis (banner-tailed kangaroo rat), 3339 nucleotides long. RefSeq names its product zinc finger protein 658B-like. NCBI's taxonomy places the organism in Eukaryota, Metazoa, Chordata, Mammalia, Rodentia, Heteromyidae. Gene Ontology annotation, molecular function: DNA-binding transcription repressor activity, RNA polymerase II-specific. The record is from RefSeq and is a predicted model, not a curated record. Gene Ontology annotation, biological process: negative regulation of transcription by RNA polymerase II.